Messenger RNA from Rhopalosiphum padi (bird cherry-oat aphid), 1706 nucleotides. Its product is annotated as TBC1 domain family member 13. The record is from RefSeq and is a predicted model, not a curated record. The transcript is spliced from 10 exons. NCBI's taxonomy places the organism in Eukaryota, Metazoa, Arthropoda, Insecta, Hemiptera, Aphididae. Gene Ontology annotation, biological process: activation of GTPase activity; intracellular protein transport. Bases 183 to 1397 code for a protein of 404 amino acids. Gene Ontology annotation, molecular function: GTPase activator activity.
GAUGGGAAUGGGGAAUGUAUGGUAAAAUUAAUAAACUAAAUUGCGUCCCAGACCAGAGGUUUUUUAAUCUCUAACGGUCACAUUAGUAGGAAAAAAUAGUCAUUUGACGUUUGGUAUGUGUUUAAAUGUUAAUUGGGUCAAUUUCAGUUCCUCAGAAAAUCUUUUAACAGUUGCUGUUCACAAUGUCUUCAUACGAUUUGAGGUUGAAGGAUCUUGACCAAGUGUUAGAAUCAGAAGUGAUCGAUCUUUCAAAACUUAGAGAAUUCUGUUUUAACGGUAUCCCUGAUGUUAAAGGUUACAGAUCAUUAUGUUGGAGAUUAUUGCUCAAUUACUUACCAUGCGAUAGAAAUAAGUGGGAUGAACAACUAGACCAUCAUAGAAAAUUAUACCAGCAGUGGUUAGAUGAAAUAUUAGUCACUCCGGGUUCAUUUGACAAUGAAGAAUGUGAUCAUCCAUUGAGUGAGGAUCCUAACAGCAAGUGGAACACUUUUUUUAAAGAUAAUCAAGCUCUUACUCAAAUAGAUAAAGAUGUCAGGCGAUUACAUCCUGAAUUAUCUUUCUUCCAACAAGCAACUGAUUAUCCAUUAUCUAAUGUUGUAUACAGUUGUGGUACUAAAAGAUUGAACAGAAGAGUGGGUAUGCAUUUUCUCAAUAGUGCAAAUGUUGUACGCAAAGGUCUUGGUAUUGUUAAAAUAUCCCCAAAAGCUGAACAAACUAGUACUUCUGAAUUCAAACCACUAGAAGAAGGAUCUGAAGCACAUUGGGAGGUGGUGGAAAGGAUAUUGUUUGUUUAUUGCAAAUUAAAUCCUGGACAGGGUUAUGUACAAGGCAUGAAUGAAAUAAUUGGUCCAAUUUAUUAUUGUUUUGCUACUGAUCCAAUUAUUAAAAUGAAAGAGCAUGCUGAGGCUGACUGUUUUUUUGUCUUUACUAAUCUUAUGUCUGAAAUUCGUGAUUUUUUCAUAAAGACAUUAGAUGAAACAGACACUGGAAUUGUGAACAUGAUGCGUAAAGUCACAGACAGGUUGAAAGAAAAUGACCCAGUUGUUCAAAGUUAUUUAGUCAAAAAUGAAAUUUAUCCACAGUACUAUAGUUUUAGGUGGUUGACUCUGUUAUUAUCUCAAGAAUUUUCAUUGCCAGAAGUCCUAAGGAUAUGGGAUUCAUUAUUUUCUGAUUCACGGCGAUUUUCAUUUCUCAUCGAUAUAUGCUGUGCAAUGAUAGUGUAUGUUUUGUUUGGUUUAAUCAGAGAUCAAAUACUGGCUGGAGACUUUUCGACAAUUGUCAAACUUUUACAAAAUUAUCCCAAUGUUGAAACGAGUGUUAUAUUGAAUAAAGCUGCAGAACUGAGUAUUAAGAAUAGGGAUGUCAUGGUUUUCAGCGAUGAAUCGAGUGGAAUAUGAAGAUGUUUGGAUACCAGCCACCAGGUGUUUCAACCUUUAGCUCUCUGAGAAAUGAUCAAACAUUGUUUUGUGAUUUUUUUUUCAAUUUUCUCAAUAACAAUUAACAAGCUAAAUUAUAUUUAUUUAUUUUACAUUAAGCGUCAUUUAUACUAUAUAUUAUAAGGUAUCUACUACUUGUUAAUGUUAUUAUUCUAUUUUUACCACUAUAUGUCUGUAUCUACAUAUAACGUCUAUAUUAUUUUAUUUUAUAAGUGUUAUAAAAAUCAUUGUUUUUCAAUAGUUAUUAAAAAUAAUUGUACUUUUGUUCCA